AUGUUUUCUAAUUUGUUGCUUCUCGCAACGUGGGUAGUCUCGGGUUGGGCUGCUGGUGUAUCUGGCGCUCUCCACGAACCGCCGUCCACAAGCACACCUCUCCCUCCAAGUCAAGAUAGCUGGUAUGUGCAGCCAGCCAAUAUCAGCAAAUACAGACCUGGAGAGUUGAUCCGGUCCCGUCAGAUCGAGAGCAAACUGCAACCUCUUCUUCCAUUCGGUGGCUAUGUCUCCGUGGACGCAGUCUAUCAGUACCUGUUUCGCACCACGGAUAGUCUGAACAAUCCCGUCGCUGUCAUUACCACUCUCAUUAUCCCGCAUAAUUCGGAUCCGUCGAAGCUGCUGGUCUACCAGGCUGCGUACGACGCCGCCAAUGCGGAUUGCAGCCCUUCAUAUACCCUCCGCUUUGGAUCUGCAAGUGGACUCGUGGGGCUCCUGUUACCAAACAGCACUGUAUCGACUGACAUCGUGCUGAUAGUUCCUGCGCUGAACCAAGGCUGGUGGGUGAUGGUCACUGACUAUGAAGGACUGCAUGCUCAGUUCGCCGCUGGUCUACAAUCUGCCUAUGCCACACUCGAUUCGGUCCGUGUAGUCCUUAGCGAGGGACGCAAGAUUGGGUUGGCCCGCGAUGUCCGGUACGUGAUGUGGGGAUAUUCAGGAGGUGCGAUUGCGGGUGGGUGGGCUGCAGAGAUACAGCCGUCGUAUGCGCCAGAGCUACAGUUUGAAGGAGCAGUCCUGGGUGGUUCCAUCGUCAAUAUCACCUCGCUCAUAGAAACGAUAAAUGGAGGCCCAUUUGUCGGACUCUUAUUUAGAGGCAUCUAUGGAGUUGCCAAGGCGUACCCUAGCCUCCUUGAAUGGAUGAACGAGAAUAUGCGCUCCGCCAAGAAGGAUGAUUUUUUUAAGCACGCUAUGAGCUGUCAGAUUCAAGGGACAGAUGGCACGUACCUUAAUAUAUUCGACUAUUUCGUUGAAGGUGAGAGGUCCCUCGAUCAUGUUGUGCCUGCAUCAGUGCUUUCUGUCUCUGGACAGAUGGGCCUCCAUGGGACUCCAACCAUGCCGCUGUAUAUCUAUAAGUCCUUGGCGGAUCAAAUAAGCCCAGCUAGAGACAAUGAUGCGCUGGUGAAAAAAUAUUGUGGUAAUAGGGCCACUAUCGAGUAUCAUCGAAACUUGAUAGGAGAUCAUGUAACAGAAGCCCUCACGGGUUCCGUGAAUGCGUUGGAAUGGGUUUCGGAUCGGUUAGCGGGAAUACCGAUAAUUAAUACAGGAGUAUGCAUCAUAAAGAACGUAUAUGUCGGCAAGAUUAACCCUUCGACUAUUCCUAUGCUCGGUGAGGAACUAUACGCUAUCCUGAGUUCGCUUCUCGGGAAUGGUCUGGGUUCUGCAUGA
This is a messenger RNA of Paracoccidioides brasiliensis Pb18, 1383 nucleotides long. RefSeq lists its product as uncharacterized. The coding region runs from base 1 to 1383 and encodes 460 amino acids. The record is from RefSeq and is a predicted model, not a curated record. The transcript has 2 exons. Gene Ontology annotation, molecular function: triacylglycerol lipase activity. Gene Ontology annotation, biological process: lipid catabolic process.